AUGUCGGAGUCGAGUCCGCUCCUCCGCCAGGAGUCGGAUGGGCAUCGCUCUCUCCAAGACCGGAUCGUCAACAUCUUCCGCACUACAAGUAGCCAGAGGCCCGCCUCAGGGCUCGAUUACGGUGACGAUGGACUGCAGGGUACCCAAGGGCUUGGAAUUACCACCUCGAGUGAGCCAAACGCGAGAGCCCGCCUCUUAGAGUCCUAUCAUCAGUCGGAUCCGGUGUGCGGUGAACGACGCUGUAGCCAUGGGACCUUCUCCCCCCGGCCGGAUGGUCCAGAUGGCGCAGUAAGACAAGAAUCCUCAGCUACUUCCAGCAUUCACUUUGGAUACAAUGGCAAUGCGGACACGCGUGCAGCCUCUGGCCACUCUCACGGUGGGGAUGACCCACCAGGGUCACGUCCAGAUUCUGACUACACAUCGCAAAUGAAGUCGUCUCUUUCGGCCCUUUCCAUGAACGAGGAUAAGAAACUGUAUCUGUCCUAUUAUAUCCCCUUUUUCAAUUGGAUACAACAGUAUCGAUGGUCGUUUCUUCGUGGAGACUUGAUUGCUGCUCUGACGGUCUCCUCCAUCUACAUCCCAAUGGCCUUGUCAUUGGCCUCCAAUCUCGCCCAUGCACCUCCGGUCAACGGUCUUUAUUCUUUUGUGAUCCACCCCUUUGUUUAUGCGAUCCUGGGGAGCUGCCCACUUUUAGUUGUUGGGCCGGAGGCCGCCGGAUCAUUACUCACGGGCGCUAUAGUCAAGGCCAGUGUGCCUAGUGGGCAUUCUGGAGAAGAUGACCUUAUGGAAAGUGCUAUUAUUAUUGGAAUAUCAACCGCAAUGACCGGCUCUAUGAUUCUGGUUGCUGGAAUCACUCGACUCGGUUUCCUCGACAACGUGCUGAGCCGGCCUUUCCUCAGAGGGUUUAUCACUGCUAUUGGUUUUGUGAUCUUCGUGGACCAGCUGAUCCCCGAAUUGGGCCUUGCAGAACUGGCUAAGGAAGCUGGAGCUAGCCACGGCACCACAGUGGAAAAGUUGGCAUUCAUUGCUCGCAAUGCUGGGAGUAGCCAUGGACUCACGGCUGCAGUGGCUCUUGUCAGUUUUGCCAUCAUUAUGUUCUUCCGAACGCUUAAAAAGUGGUUGAUGCCUCGCUUCCCUCAAGUGAUAUACUUCCCCGACCGCUUCCUAGUCGUCGUUUUCUCAGCAAUCCUGGCCUAUACCCUUGACUGGGAGGACAAAGGUCUCGAACUUCUUGGACAUACUGAAAUCAGCUCCAGCCAGCUGUUUGCCUUCAAUUGGCCCUUCCGAUUAAGCAACAUGAAGUAUAUCCGCACAGCUAUGAGCAAAGCCUUUAUCAUUACCCUCCUGGGCUUUUUUGAGUCCUCCAUCGCGGCCAAGGGUCUAGGUGAUAGUAAGCCCGAUGGUAUCCAGGGCAUGCACAUGAGCGCGAACCGAGAGAUGGUGGCGCUAGGAGUCGCCAAUCUGCUCGGUGGUUGUUUCAUGUCCCUCCCAGCAUUUGGUGGAUAUGGUCGAAGCAAGGUCAACGCUCAGACCGGUGCGCGAACUCCUAUGAGUAGUAUCUUUCUGAGUAUCAUCACACUCAUUUGCAUCCUGGUGCUGCUACCAUACCUCUACUAUCUUCCGAAAGCCGUUCUCUGCUCCAUGAUUUCAGUUGUGGCUUAUACCCUCGUGGAAGAGUGCCCACACGAUGUGAUCUUCUUCCUCCGGCUUCGCGGAUGGAACGAACUAGUUCUCAUGCUCCUGAUCUUCACUGCAACGAUCUUCUACUCCCUCGAGCUAGGGAUGGCCCUCGGAAUUGGCCUCUCCGUGAUCAUCCUCAUCCGCCACGCCACCAAGCCCCGUAUCCAGAUUCUCGGUAAAGUUCCGGGCCCUAUGCCCCGCUUCGAAAAUGCCGAGCUUCAACCCGAGAACGUGGAGCUUAUCGAGGGCGCUCUAAUUGUCAAGAUUCCCGAACCUCUCACCUUCGCCAAUACGGGCGAUCUCAAGAGCCGUCUCCGUCGGUUGGAACUCUACGGCUCGAGCAGAACCCAUCCGUCUCGUCCUCGUAUGCGUCCGGCGGAGUACAACAAAAACAUUAUCUUCGACGUGCAUGGCGUUACGAGCAUCGAUGGCUCAGGAACGCAAGUUCUCUAUGAGAUCGUACGUGCAUACGCGGAGCAGGGUGUGAGGGUCUUCUUCUGCCGACUACCGAAUUCUAAUGUGUUCCGCAUGUUCAAGCGAAGCGGCAUUGUCGAACAGUGUGGGGGCCUGUCCCAUUUUGUGCCCCAUGUUGAGGAGGCCCUGCGAUUGGCUGAAACCGAAGAACAGACAGAAAUCUGA
Penicillium canariense is the source of this 2319-nucleotide messenger RNA. RefSeq names its product SulP family inorganic anion transporter. The coding region runs from base 1 to 2319 and encodes 772 amino acids. The transcript has 4 exons. Gene Ontology annotation, molecular function: sulfate transmembrane transporter activity. Lineage: Eukaryota; Fungi; Ascomycota; Eurotiomycetes; Eurotiales; Aspergillaceae. Gene Ontology annotation, biological process: transmembrane transport. Gene Ontology annotation, cellular component: membrane. The record is from RefSeq and is a predicted model, not a curated record.